Mercenaria mercenaria is the source of this 904-nucleotide messenger RNA. RefSeq lists its product as uncharacterized. The record is from RefSeq and is a predicted model, not a curated record. Gene Ontology annotation, molecular function: GTP binding; GTPase activity. The transcript has 4 exons. NCBI's taxonomy places the organism in Eukaryota, Metazoa, Mollusca, Bivalvia, Venerida, Veneridae. The coding region runs from base 113 to 877 and encodes 254 amino acids.
AAAUAGCCUUUGAGCUCUGUUCUAAUUUUAGAAACAAAACACAAACAAUAGCAACAGCAACCAUGUGCGUUUGAAAUGUCAAAAUUAACAAUCCUUAAUUUUUGCGUUUGAAAUGUCAAAAUUAACAAUCCUUAAUUUUUGCAUUAGCAAAAAGACUGCUUUGAUACUUGGCGGUCUUGGUACAUUGGCUGCAGCCUAUGGUAUUUACAGAUUUAUACAAAGUCGGCAUCAACCAGAUGAAUAUUUUUCAACAUUGAAAUGGCAGGGUGGCAGCUCACAAAGACGUAUCUUGGUACUUGGUUUAGAGGCAGCUGGCAAAUCUAGACUUCUGCAGUGCUUCCAGCAGAACUCGUACCCUGGCAAUAUCUUACCCAUUCCAGAACCUUCCAUUGGUUAUAACAUCCAUUCUGUAGGAAUUGGUGGUGUUGAUUAUCAUUUCUGGGAAGGCAGGGGAACCUCAGAACAAUCUAUGCAAUAUCUUGGUAUUCCAAGUAGUGUGGACAUGUAUAUAUGGGUAGUGGAUAGUUCCAACCCAGCAUCAUUUGCCAAAUCACGCGCGGCUAUGCACAAGUUCCUGGACAUGUGUGACAGAAUGACAUUGUCUGAAUCUAAAGACUGUCUCAGCAUGGUUGGAGCACCUCUUGUUAUUGUGGCUGCACAACAGGAUGUAGAGGGCAGUGUAUCGGCAGCAGACGUCUUGUAUGAAAUGGAUGUUGACGCUAUUCAGCACAAACACAAGGUGUAUAUUGUUGGUACACAGUUACCAGAUGUUGGUCAACGCAAGGGAUUGUGGCGGCUGUAUGAGCUUGUGGCGUAUGCUGAGCAGAAAAGAUAUACGCCAUGUAUACCUGCACCAAGUGAAUCUGAUGUAGAUUAAUGAUGAAAUACAUAAUCAUAAAAGAAA